AGAAGCCGCGGACGUGGUUCAGCUUCAGUGCCGCCCUACGGCUGUUAUUAUUGUUAUUGUUGUUAUUAUUAUUGUUGUUGUGGCUGCUGGAUGUGAUGCUGCUGCCCUCUGUGUGCGGAUCCCAUGAAAUCGCGUUCAUUAGCACAGACAUGGCGUUCCGACGGUCAUCGCGUCUGUUCAACUGAAGCUUUAUGAUUCCGCUCGAGUUUGGGAAGAAAAACGCUGCAAGAUGUCGCAGAAGAUGCUGGGCUCCGUGGUGGGGCUCCUCUGCACAGGGGCGUGUUUGGUUGAGGGGAAGGAGUUUUGUUUCGGUGUGAACAAUGAACAGUACCGCUGUGAGAUGGGCUACUGCUGCGGAGAGACCGAGUGCUGCACCUACUAUUACGAGCUCUGGUGGUUCUGGCUGGUCUGGAGCCUCAUCAUCAUGCUGAGCUGCUGCUGUGCAUACAGACACCGGCGAGUGAAGAUGCGUCUGCAGCAGGAACAGAGACAGCGGGAGAUCAGUCUGAUGGCGUAUCAGGGAGCCUCCAGCUCCUUCAUCACUCCUCCUCCUCCUCCUCUCAACCUGCGCUUCUGGACGGACUGUAAGCUGCCCGACUACGAGGAGGUGAUGGCUCACCCGCCCACGCCUCCUCCACCCUACUCUCCAGAGCAGGAGCUGGAGACACAGCAGGAGCGCGAGGAGCCCAGCAGCCGGCGCAGACACGUGACCGGAGACUCCGGCAUCGAGGUGUGUGUGUGCCAGCUGGACGAGUGCUCGGGGCCCGAGGAGGAGGCUCUGUGUCAGGGGCCCGGCGGGUGUGAUCAGGAGUGAGGAGUCUGGGAGAGACUGUCUUCUGAGCAGCGUAAUGCCUCGAGUGCGUCUCUGACUGCAUCCCUCUCACACACUGAACCAAUCAUACACACCACGGUUUGAUUCUCACAGCUGCCCCGAGACCUCAGCCCAGAGACAGACACACACACACACACACACACACACACACACACUCUC
This is a messenger RNA of Sinocyclocheilus anshuiensis, 991 nucleotides long. Its product is annotated as WW domain-binding protein 1-like. The record is from RefSeq and is a predicted model, not a curated record. The coding region runs from base 230 to 814 and encodes 194 amino acids. NCBI's taxonomy places the organism in Eukaryota, Metazoa, Chordata, Actinopteri, Cypriniformes, Cyprinidae. The transcript has 5 exons.